Molecule: messenger RNA, 1763 nt
Organism: Stomoxys calcitrans (stable fly)
Lineage: Eukaryota; Metazoa; Arthropoda; Insecta; Diptera; Muscidae
Gene: Dus1
Product: tRNA-dihydrouridine(16/17) synthase [NAD(P)(+)]-like
Exons: 1
Coding region: 105-1670 (521 amino acids)
Biological process (GO): tRNA processing
Molecular function (GO): flavin adenine dinucleotide binding; tRNA dihydrouridine synthase activity
Source: RefSeq, a predicted model, not a curated record
AGCAGGCCGAUUGAGAUUGGAAACGUGUUGGUUGGUGUUUUUGUUUAUAAAGUUUAGUCUUACGAAAUUUUCAUUUGUCUGGAAACCUAGAGAAGUUCCUAAAUAUGGCUGAGGCUGAAACCAAACAUGAGAAGUUAGGCGGCUAUGAGUUUUACCAUAAAAUAUUGAAAUCACCCAAAUUCGUUGUGGCACCAAUGGUGGAUCAGAGUGAACUGGCCUGGCGUAUGAUGUGCAGGAAAUAUAAGGCCGAUCUGUGCUAUUCACCAAUGUUUCACAGCAAUUUAUUUGCGAAUGAUGUGAAGUAUCGCAAAGAUGCACUGCAAACAUGUCCUGAAGACAGGCCAUUUAUCAUACAGUUCUGCGGCAAUGAUCCCCAGGUACUAUUGAGUGCUGCUAUGUUGGCCCAAGAUCAUUGUGAUGCCAUUGACAUUAAUUUGGGGUGCCCCCAAGCAAUUGCCAAACGUGGCCACUAUGGUGCCUUCCUGCAGGAAGAAUGGGAGCUGCUGGAGAAAAUUGUACAAACUUUGCACAUCAACCUUAAGAUACCGGUAACAUGUAAAAUUAGAAUUUUUGAAGAUCGACAGAAAACUAUACGCUAUGCACAAAUGUUGGAGAGGGCAGGUUGUCAGCUGCUAACCGUACAUGGCAGAACGCGAGAGCAAAAAGGGCCACUGACCGGUAUAGCCGACUGGUCAUAUAUACGAGAGGUCAGAGAAAACAUUAAAAUUCCCAUGUUUGCCAAUGGCAAUGUACUGGGCAUUGAGGAUAUCUACCGUUGCAUUGAAGAGACCGGAGUCGAUGGAGUUAUGACGGCGGAAGGCAAUUUACACAAUCCAGCCUUGUUUACUGGCCAGUCACCCAAGAGCUGGGAGAUGGCCAGUGAAUAUCUGAACUUUGUUGAGAAAUAUCCUUGCCCCAUAUCCUAUAUAAGGGGGCAUUGUUUCAAAAUAUUCCACCACUUAAUGAAUGUAAAACCCAACAGCGAUUUGCGAGAAGAAUUGGCCGUGGCCAAUAACUUGCAAAAGUUCCGAGAAGUUGUAAAGAAAAUACAAUCGAAAUAUGAGCCAUAUCACGAAGGCAUACAAGUUUAUGAGGCGGAAGAAUUGGAUCCUAGUGUGGUACAGGAAGAACUUGCCUAUAAUCUAGCUCUGCCAUUAUGGUUGUGCCAGCCAUAUAUAAGAGUAGCUCCUGAAACCCAUAAACAAAUAUUGGCUGAGAAAGUGCGUCUGGCUGAGGAUCCCAAUCGAGAGAAGCGGCAAUAUUUUGAUAAUGAUGGCCAUGAAAUAUCCCGCAAACGCAUGAAAAAACUGCGACGUCGCAUGCGUCGUCCCAACAAACCAGAGGGCCGACAUGAACGCAGUUUGGAGAACUGCACCGAUUGCACCAAUCCCAUGGGCUCCAAGUGUGAAUUUCAACUUUGUCGCAUUUGUUGUCGUGAAAAAUGCUAUAGUCAGGAUAUGGAUUGUCCCGGUCAUGGAAUUCUUAUCAAAUCGCGAAGAGCCAAGGCAAAACUAUUUGAGGAAUCGAAACAUGAUUCAGGUGUAGCUGAAGAGCCCGAAGAGGAUGAUUCAGAUAAGAGUAUGCAAGAGGAAAGAGGGCAAACUGAGGUGCAACAGACAACUGUAGGCAUCUGCGAAGCUAACCAGAUUUCAGUACCUUUGGAUAGAUGAUCCAAGCUUACAAUGUGUAUGGUCUUAGCAAAAUUUUACUAUAAUGUUAUAUACAAAUAAGCAAAUACAUAGGUAGUUAUGUAGAAAAACAAA